AUGGUGGCCGUGUACCCAAGGGGGGUUACUGGGCACUUGCACAGUCCAUCUUGCUCUUCCGCUGAGACCAUGGAUCACCGAGCGGAUCCACUGCAACGUUGCGUUGCACCCUUCAACCUUGACCUUGACCCGACGUGGAUUGCCUAUAUCGAGCUCGGCGAAGGCGAUGCCAAUACAAGGUGA
This is a messenger RNA of Penicillium oxalicum, 183 nucleotides long. RefSeq lists its product as uncharacterized. The transcript has a single exon. The record is from RefSeq and is a predicted model, not a curated record. The coding region runs from base 1 to 183 and encodes 60 amino acids. NCBI's taxonomy places the organism in Eukaryota, Fungi, Ascomycota, Eurotiomycetes, Eurotiales, Aspergillaceae.